Fraxinus pennsylvanica is the source of this 1005-nucleotide messenger RNA. NCBI's taxonomy places the organism in Eukaryota, Viridiplantae, Streptophyta, Magnoliopsida, Lamiales, Oleaceae. The record is from the annotation of a GenBank genome assembly.
AUGAAGCGUGUGCUCAUCGGCGGUAAGCAUAGCCGGGACAUGGCUUCGGCGGCGAAGGUGGCCGUGGUGAGCAGGCCUCCGUUUGAUGAGGUGGUGAUUGGAGUGAGGGGGCAGGGUGUUAGGAUGUUGCUGGGAGGGUGGAGGAAGAUGAUGAGCACUGCAUCAGAGCCUUCUUCGAAGGUAGCGAUGCCGGAGAAGGAGAGUAGCGGCGGGGUGGCGGAGAAGAAGGAAGACAAGGGUGAAGUCAUGGUUUCCAACUACUGGGGAAUUUCGAGGCCUAAAAUCACUCGAGAAGAUGGCACUGAGUGGCCUUGGAACUGUUUUAUGCCUUGGGAAACUUACCGGGCAGACUUGUCUAUAGAUCUGCACAAGCACCAUGUUCCCACGACAUUUUUGGACAAAGUUGCAUAUAGGACUGUGAAACUUCUUAGAAUUCCAACAGAUAUAUUUUUCCGGAGGCGGUAUGGGUGUCGAGCGAUGAUGCUUGAAACUGUGGCUGCUGUUCCUGGUAUGGUGGGGGGAAUGCUAUUGCAUCUCAGGUCUCUUCGCAAGUUCGAGCAGAGUGGUGGAUGGAUUAAAGCAUUACUUGAAGAAGCUGAGAAUGAGAGGAUGCACUUGAUGACCAUGGUAGAGCUUGUGCAGCCUAAAUGGUACGAGAGACUGCUGGUGCUCACAGUUCAGGGAGUUUUCUUCAAUGCUUUCUUCGUGCUCUACUUGCUAUCUCCCAAACUGGCUCAUAGAGUUGUUGGGUAUCUAGAAGAGGAGGCAAUACAUUCAUAUACUGAAUACUUGAAGGAUAUUGAUAGUGGUACAAUCGUGAAUGUCCCUGCUCCAGCUAUCGCUAUUGACUACUGGAGAUUGCCUAAAGAUGCAACUCUGAAGGACGUUAUUACUGUUAUCCGAGCCGAUGAAGCCCACCAUCGAGAUGUCAAUCAUUUUGCUUCUGAUAUUCAUUUCCAGGGAAAGGAAUUAAAGGAAGCACCAGCUCCGAUCGGUUACCACUAA